Messenger RNA from Leucoraja erinaceus (little skate), 5548 nucleotides. RefSeq names its product SWI/SNF related, matrix associated, actin dependent regulator of chromatin, subfamily a, member 2 (gene smarca2). Gene Ontology annotation, biological process: positive regulation of transcription by RNA polymerase II. Gene Ontology annotation, molecular function: DNA binding; ATP binding; histone binding. The transcript is spliced from 35 exons. Gene Ontology annotation, cellular component: nucleus. Lineage: Eukaryota; Metazoa; Chordata; Chondrichthyes; Rajiformes; Rajidae. The record is from RefSeq and is a predicted model, not a curated record. Bases 275 to 5017 code for a protein of 1580 amino acids.
GGUGAGCUGGAGAACGUAACGAAAUAAAAGAAGGAAGAGGAUUGCAGGAAAAGGGACGUUGAUGGCUGUCACAUCGCCAAUGAGAACAACCCUUUGCCACUCAAUUAAAUAACUCAAAAAAGGUUACAAUAUAUAAAAAAAUAAUAAAUAAAUAAGUAAAAGCGCCCCCAACUGUUUUCACAAAUUCCGAUGCCCUGGAGUGGGAGAGAGUCAGUGAAUGAAUGAAUGCGAGAUUGAAGGAAAUUCUUCAAGUUAAAAAGCAAAACUGGCAUAGAUGUCGACACCUACAGACCCCACAGGUGGGAUGCCUCACCCUGGACCAUCUCCAGGGCCAGGUCCAUCUCCUGGACCAAUUCUUGGCCCAAGUCCAGGACCAGGACCAUCACCAGGCUCUGUACAUAGUAUGAUGGGUCCAAGUCCAGGACCACCGAAUGUAACUCAUUCAAUACCACCGCAAGCUCCAAGUGAGUUUCAGCAGGAUAGCAUGCACCAGAUGCACAAGCCGAUGGAAACAAUGCAUGACAAGGGGAUGACUGAUGAAAUGCAUUAUGGUCAGAUGAAAAGUAUGGGAAUGAGGCCUGCUCAUACAGGCAUGGGCCCGCCACAAAGUCCCAUGGAUCAGCAUUCUCAAGGCUAUAUGUCUCCUCAUCCGUCUCCUAUAAGUGUACCGGAGCAUGCACCCAGUCCUAUGUCAGCAGGGGGUCCCACUCCACCUCAGAUACCACCAGCCCAGACCACACCGAUAUUGCAAGGAGAUCCUCAGGUUAUGGGUCAGCAAAACAGAGGUCCUUCACCUUUUAAUCCAGUUCAGCUUCACCAAUUAAGGGCCCAAAUUCUGGCUUAUAAAAUGCUGGCUAGAGGACAACCACUACCAGAUAACCUGCAGCUCGCUGUUCAAGGGAUGCGGUCACUACCAAGUAUGCAGCAACAAGUAGCACCCAUUGCUUACAACAGACCACCAAGUAUUGGCAUGCAUUCAAUGGCUGGUCAGGCUGUUGGACCCUCGCAAAUGAUACCAGGGCAUGUUCCUAACGCUCAUAAGCCCUGGACAGAAGGUCAAGUCAAUGAAAUGGGAAUUCCAAGCACUCCUCAAAAAAUGUCUACUCAAGCUACUUGUGGGAGGCCUUCUCCUGCACCAGCUGUGCAGACGGUCCCCUCUGGCCCUGGGGCAUCAUUGCCACAGCAAUCUGUUGUCCAGCCACCACCAACUAUCCAACUUCAUCAGAAACAAAACCGUAUAACGCCCAUCCAGAAACCACAGGGAUUGGAUCCUGUUGAGAUUCUUCAAGAACGAGAAUAUAGACUUCAAGCUCGAAUUGCUCAUCGUAUUCAAGAGCUUGAAAACUUACCUGGUUCUUUGCCACCAGAUUUGCGCAAUAAAGCUACAGUCGAAUUAAAAGCACUUCGCCUGCUCAAUUUCCAAAGACAGCUAAGACAAGAAGUAGUUGCCUGCAUGCGCCGUGAUACAACUCUGGAGACAGCAUUGAAUGUGAAAGCCUAUAAACGAAGUAAAAGGCAAUCACUGAGAGAGGCUCGUAUCACAGAGAAACUGGAGAAGCAACAAAAGAUUGAACAAGAGCGUAAGCGCAGGCAAAAACAUCAGGAAUAUCUCAACAGCAUAUUGCAGCAUGCAAAAGACUUCAAGGAAUAUCAUCGUUCAGUUACUGGGAAAAUUCAGAAGCUUUCCAGAGCCAUUGGUACUUGGCAUGCGAACACAGAACGUGAACAAAAGAAGGAAACUGAGAGGAUUGAAAAAGAGAGAAUGAGGAGGCUAAUGGCAGAAGAUGAAGAAGGUUAUCGUAAGCUAAUUGAUCAGAAAAAGGAUAAACGUUUGGCAUAUCUGCUUCAACAAACAGAUGAGUAUGUAGCAAGCCUUACUAAACUGGUCUAUGAACAUAAAGCUGCUCAAGCUGCUAAGGAAAAGAAGAAGAAAAAGAAAAAGAAGAAAACUGAGGAACCCGCCGAAGGAACAAGUUCUAGCCUUGCUCCUGAUAGUGAACUCUUGGAUGAAAGCAGCCAGAUGAGUGAUUUACCAGUCAAAGUUGUCCAUGUUGAAACUGGCAAAGUUCUGCAAGGGCCUGAGGCUCCAAAAGCUAUCCUGUUGGAUGCUUGGUUGGAAAUGAAUCCUGGGUAUGAAGUGGCCCCACGAUCAGACACUGAAGAGAGUGGAUCAGAUUAUGAAGAUGAGGACGAAGAUGAAGAUACACCAGUUGCACCUGAUACUGGAGAAAAGAAGAUUAAAGUUCCUAGCAUUGAAGAUGUAUCUGACUUUUUUGCCAAGCAGAUAAUUGAGUGCGCUAAACAAGAUGUUGAUGAUGAAUAUAGUAUGCGAGCGGGAAUGAAAGGUUCACAGUCAUAUUAUGCAGUGGCCCAUGCAGUAACAGAGAGGGUGGAGAAACAAUCUACUCUCCUAAUCAAUGGAUCACUUAAGCAAUAUCAGGUUCAGGGACUUGAAUGGAUGGUUUCUCUUUACAAUAACAAUUUGAAUGGAAUUUUGGCUGAUGAAAUGGGACUUGGAAAGACAAUCCAGACUAUUGGGCUCAUUACAUACCUAAUGGAGCACAAGAGACUUAACGGACCUUAUCUCAUUAUUGUUCCUCUUUCAACUUUGUCGAACUGGGUAUAUGAGUUUGAUAAAUGGGCCCCAUCUGUUGUGAAAAUUUCUUAUAAGGGUACUCCUGCGCUUCGUCGGUCCUUUAUUCCACAGUUGCGCAGCGGAAAAUUCAAUGUUCUUUUAACCACGUAUGAGUAUAUCAUUAAGGACAAACACGUGCUUGCUAAGCUUCGAUGGAAAUACAUGAUUGUAGAUGAAGGUCAUCGUAUGAAAAAUCACCAUUGUAAGCUGACCCAGGUGCUGAAUACUCAUUACGUUGCACCUCGUCGGGUCCUCUUGACUGGAACACCCCUGCAAAACAAACUUCCUGAACUCUGGGCUCUUCUGAAUUUUCUUUUGCCUACUAUCUUCAAAAGCUGCAGCACCUUUGAACAAUGGUUUAAUGCUCCAUUCGCCAUGACUGGAGAACGGGUUGAUCUAAACGAGGAAGAAACGAUCCUGAUCAUUCGCCGUCUUCACAAAGUGCUGCGUCCUUUCCUUCUGAGGAGAUUGAAAAAAGAAGUGGAAUCUCAGUUGCCAGAAAAGGUUGAGUACGUCAUCAAAUGUGACAUGUCCUCUCUGCAAAAGGUUCUGUAUCGUCACAUGCAAGCUAAAGGAAUUCUUCUAACUGAUGGCUCUGAGAAAGAUAAAAAGGGUAAAGGUGGUGCUAAAACUCUCAUGAAUACCAUAAUGCAGCUCAGAAAAAUAUGCAAUCAUCCCUUCAUGUUUCAACAUAUAGAGGAAUCUUUUGCUGAACACCUAGGAUAUAAUGGAGGACUCAUCACUGGCCCUGACCUAUAUCGAGCUUCAGGAAAAUUUGAAUUAUUGGACCGCAUUUUGCCAAAACUGUGUGUUACUAAUCACAGGGUACUGUUGUUCUGCCAGAUGACCUCAUUGAUGACCAUAAUGGAGGACUACUUUGCAUACAGAAGUUUUUUGUAUUUGCGACUCGAUGGAACAACUAAAGCAGAGGACCGUGGUGCUUUAUUGAAAAUGUUCAACGAAGAAAACUCCAAGUACUUCAUAUUCUUGCUGAGUACCCGCGCCGGUGGGCUUGGUCUGAAUCUUCAAGCAGCUGAUACUGUUGUCAUUUUUGACAGUGAUUGGAAUCCACAUCAGGAUUUGCAAGCCCAAGAUAGAGCUCAUCGUAUUGGACAGCUGAAUGAAGUUCGCGUCUUACGCCUCUGCACAGUCAACAGUGUGGAAGAAAAGAUUCUUGCUGCUGCUAAAUACAAACUUAAUGUGGACCAAAAAGUUAUCCAGGCUGGUAUGUUUGAUCAAAAAUCUUCAAGUCAUGAACGCCGAGUUUUCCUGCAAGCUUUGUUGGAACAUGAGGAACAGAAUGAGGGGGACACCAAUGCUUCUCCUUCCUGCAGUACUGCCUGGGAAGAAGAUGAAGUUCCAGACGAUGAGACUCUGAAUCAGAUGAUUGCUCGGCAUGAAGAAGAAUUUGAACUGUUCAUGCGCAUGGACCUGGAGCGGCGAAGAGAGGAUGCACGGAAUCCAAAACGUAAGCCAAGACUGAUGGAGGAAGAUGAUUUGCCAUCAUGGAUCAUUAAAGAUGAUGCAGAAGUAGAAAGAUUGACUUGUGAAGAUGAGGAGGAGAAAAUGUUUGGGCGAGGUUCACGCAUGCGCAGGGAUGUGGACUACAGUGAUGCUCUUACUGAAAAACAAUGGCUAAGGGCAAUUGAGGAUGGCAAUUUAGAAGAAAUGGAAGAAGAAAUACGUCAGAAGAAAGCUAGGAAACGCAGAAGAAAUGUGGAUAAGGACUCAUCAAAAGAGGAUGGAAAAAAGAAAAAAAAGAGGGGCAGACCUCCAGCAGAAAAACUGUCUCCAAAUCCACCAAGGAUAACCAAACAGAUGAAUGCAAUCAUUGAUACUGUUAUAAACUACAGAGACAGCUUGAGCCGACAACUGAGUGAAGUUUUCAUUCAGUUACCUUCGCGGAAAGAGUUGCCUGAAUACUAUGAGCUAAUUCGAAAACCUGUGGACUUCAAAAAAAUUAAGGAUCGUAUUCGCAGCCAUAAAUAUCGUAGUCUGGGAGAUCUGGAGAAGGAUGUAAAUUUGUUGUGUCAUAAUGCCCAGACAUUCAAUCUAGAAGGAUCACAGAUUUAUGAAGACUCCAUUGUUCUUCAAUCCGUAUUCAAAAGUGCAAGACAAAAGAUUGCUAAAGAAGAGGAGAGUGAGGAGGAAAGUAUUGAUGAUGAUGAUGAUGAGGAGGAGGAGGAAUCAGGAUCUGAGACAAAAUCAGUCAAAGUUAAAAUAAAACUUGGUCGAAAGGACAGUGACAAAAGUCGUGAGAAAGGAAAAAGUAGGAAACGGCUGGUUCGUGCUAAAAUCAAGCCCGUCAUUAGUGAUGAUGACAGUGAUGAUGACCAAGAUGACAAUGACCAAUCUGAUCUAAGUGGAAGCGAAGAUGAAUGAAUUAACAAAAAUGUGAAUUGCUUCAUGGACAAAUCUUUAAUCAAUUGUUUUGUUGCACAGCUAUCCAUAAUUUCUCCUUUCCCACUUCACCCUUCCUCAGCUUGUCUUUUUACUGAAAAGUAAAUCUGUUAGUAGAACAGUAUAUAAUCUUUAGUUUAGUUUCAUGUAAGCAUGAUUACAAUAAAAUAAUUUCAUAGCUAUACAUCCAUUUGCAUCACCAUAUAUUUGCUUUAAGCUUGUCAAAUGGGUAAAAUUGCUUUAAAAUUGUACCAGUUUAUAUAUACGCAUUAAAAUAUAUAUUUUUUUCCCUGAAGGUCAAUGUCUUCACAGCUUUAAAUCCUUACAAAUAUAAUUCAAGUGGAAUAUUUGUUUCAUAUGCACAUCCCUUUUUGGUUUAAUUUGAUUUGGAAAAUAUUGUUUUGCAACCAGUGCUGGUAAUGAGCUUUUCCUUAAGUGUACUUAAUUCUUGCUUUCUUUGCACAAUGUCUUUGGUGUAACUGAUUGCCCAAGGCAAAUAAAAUCUAAUUCAGU